Coffea arabica (coffee) is the source of this 3394-nucleotide messenger RNA. RefSeq names its product receptor-like protein kinase FERONIA. Gene Ontology annotation, biological process: protein phosphorylation. The record is from RefSeq and is a predicted model, not a curated record. Gene Ontology annotation, molecular function: ATP binding; transmembrane receptor protein tyrosine kinase activity. NCBI's taxonomy places the organism in Eukaryota, Viridiplantae, Streptophyta, Magnoliopsida, Gentianales, Rubiaceae.
UUGACUUUUCCAACUUAACAAGUCCACGCUAAAACUGCCAUCCUCGCUUCGUGAUGUUAAUUCUACUACCGUUUCGUUAUUCAUCUGAAUUGGGGACUUUAAAUUCCACAACAUUUCUUAAAGACAAAUGGCGAAAUCCCAAUCCUACACUUCAAUGGAAUAACGACCAAUUUUUCCAUCAGAAAAGUGAGUUAGCAUUUGAGCUAUUUUUGGGGGUGUUAGCAUGUGAGUUAGCAUGUGAGACAAUUUGGAUUAGCUCCGUUUGGAUUAGCAUAAUGUUCCUUUUUCUUGUAUUCCUCUGCUUUCUCUUCAAUUUGUUGUUUGUCAUCGCUUCCACUGGCAGUACUCCGCCUUACACCCCCACAGAUUAUAUCCUGAUCAACUGCGGCUCAUCCUCGAAUUCAACCUCAGUUGAUGGCCGGAAAUGGGACGGCGACGUGGGCUCAAAAUUCUCACCGAACGACAUGGCAAAUAUUUCAUCAGCAGUCACAGCCACCGAGCUAGACUCCUCAGUCAGCGGAGUCCCUUUUUCAAGUGCCCGAAUCAUCCGUUCUCAAUUCUCUUACACCUUCCCUGUCAGUCUAGGCAAAAAGUUCCUCCGCCUUUACUUCUACCCUACCUCGUACUCCGGCAGUCUCAACACAACUGAUUCUUUCUUCAAUGUCACGGCUAAUAACUACACCCUUCUCAGUAACUUUAGCGCAUAUCUCACAGUUUCUAGCAAGGGAUUCUCACCACCCUUUGUUUUUGAAGAACAUACAAUCAAUUCCGUUGUUAAAGAAUAUAUCCUCAAUAUUCAGGAUAUGGAUCAGUUCCUCAACGUUACCUUUUUGCCCUCUUCGAAUUCCUACGCUUUCGUUAAUGGAAUUGAAGUUGUUUCAACCCCGGAAGAUCUCUACAUGGGCAACCAUGAUAUGCUCAGCAAUCCCCUUAAAUUCGUGGCUUAUCCGAAUGUUCAGUUUGAGUUUGAUCAGAACAAGACUGCCUUUGAAGCUCUUUACAGGCUCAACGUAGGAGGUAAUGCAGUUUCUGAGGUGGAAGAUAGUGGGAUGUUCCGCAGAUGGACUUCCGAUUUCAAAUUCCUCUGGGGCGCAGAUGAAGGAAAUCAGUUGAGCGAUUCUGAUAGUGCCAUCAAGUACACUACAGAAACCCCAAAUUACACCGCACCCCCAGUUGUUUUUGCUACUGCCAGGGCGAUGGGAAAGUUCAGCACCAGCUUCAACUUGAGCUGGAUGUUUCCUGUUGAUUCUGGGUUUUAUUAUCUCAUGAGGUUGCAUUUUUGUGAGAUUAGUCCCGAUUUGAUUACAGCGGAGAACCAACGGAUGUUCAAAAUAUUUAUCGGUGAUAGAAUAGCUGAGCCAGAAGCUGAUGUUAUACAUUGGGCAGGCGGCCCAGAAGUCCCGGUAUUCAGAGACUACCUCGUGUUCGUUCCAAACCCACCAGACUAUCGCCAGACCAAGCAAGACUUGUUUCUUGCUCUGCACCCGAAUCUUGAUACCAAACCAAAGUAUGCUGAUGCGAUCUUGAAUGGCUUAGAAUUGUUCAAAUUGAAUAACACCGACGGGAGUCUUGACGGGACCAAUCAUGAUCCCAAGGGGAAUCGUGGAAAAUCUCGAGUACCUUUUGCUGCCAUCGGAGGAGGGUCAGCAGGAGGGGCUGCCAUGGUUUUAAUCAUUGGUUUCUUGUUUUUCCGGUGGCGAUGGAAGAGACGGGUAACAGACGUGGACAAGAAAACUGCUCCAAACCCAUCUUGGACCCCACUUUCAACCCCGCCAGGGUCAACAAAGACUGGAGCAUCAGGUUCAUCGUCGCUUAGAAGAUUUUUGUUGGAGGAGAUUGGAUCCGCUACGGCCAACUUUGAUGCCAAGUUUGUGAUUGGGACUGGAGGAUUUGGAAACGUGUACAAAGGGUACAUAGACAACAAUCUAACAACGGUUGCGAUAAAGCGAUUAAAUCCUUCAUCAAGACAGGGUGCCCGCGAAUUCCAAACCGAGAUCGAGUUGCUAUCAAAUUUAAGACAUCUUCAUUUGGUUUCCUUGAUAGGCUACUGUGAUGAAAAGGGUGAGAUGAUCUUGGUUUACGAUUAUAUGGCUAAUGGAACCCUCCGCGAUCAUCUCUACAGAACAGACAAUCCACCGCUCCCAUGGAAACAACGCCUUCAAAUCUGCAUUGGCGCCGCCAAAGGGCUGGAUUAUCUCCACACGGGCACCAAGCACACUAUCAUUCACCGCGAUGUCAAGUCAACCAACAUAUUAUUGGACGAGGCAUGGGUGGCCAAAGUUUCGGAUUUCGGAUUAUCCAAACUUGGUCCGAGUGGGAUUUACAGCCAUAUCAGCACGCAGGUCAAGGGGAGUUUUGGCUACAUAGAUCCGGAGUACUACACGAGACAGCAAUUGACGGACAAGUCCGAUGUGUACUCAUUCGGGGUGGUUUUGUUGGAAGUUUUGUGUGGUCGGGCACCUAUUAUUCUAGACUUACCCCAGGAGCAGGUGAAUUUGGCUGAAUGGGCCAAGCAGUGUUACAAAAAAGGGAUUAUCCAUCGAGUUGUGGACCCAGAUGUGAAGGGCGAGAUUGCUCCCCAAUGUUUGAGGAUUUUUGCUGAAACGGCCAUUAAUUGUUUGAAAGAUCAAGGGAUUCAACGACCGGGAAUGGAUGAUGUAGUUGGUGGCCUUGAAUUUGCAUUGCAAGUCCAGGAGGCAGCUGAAAAUGAGGGUGGUCGACCUGAUCCAUUUCCCUUGCAUAUGGAUGGUGGAGAUGUGCAAAAUAUGACCGAUGAUGAUACGGAUGUGACUUCUGAAUCAGGAGGUGACCAAGAUUCUGCUGGCAAGAUUGAGAUGGUAUUUACAACUUGGACAUCCACGACAAGCGGUGACAACUUCAAGGUUUGACAGUGUUUUCUCUGAGAUUCUGAAUCCCACUGGACGGUAAGGUUUUUUAAUCAACAAACCAACCUUGAGGCUUGAACCUAAGAUAUUCAUUUCAGAGGACUCAAGAGUCUGGUAUGCUGUGUCGUUCUUCUUUCUCUCUCUGUCUUUUUUUUUUUCUUAUAGUACAGUCAAAUGUAUAGUAUAGUGUGGUUUUGAUUGAUGCAAGCGCUACGAUAAAUCCUUGAUGGUUGACAAUGUGCCCGUAGAAUAUGUAAAAUUUUGUUGCUGUGCCAUAUUAUUAAGGAAACAUUGACGAGACGGAAAACAUUUAAACUAAAUAACACUCGAGGGUCUUAGUUGACAUGAUAUGACAAUCAAAAGGCAUCGAUUUCUUAAAAUUUUUUUGUAGGGAUUGACAUAUUUAGGAGAUGUAAUCUUAUACUAAUCUCUUCUCUGUAUGAUAAUCUUAUACUAAUCUUGUACCCCUCUUUUGUUUGUAACUCUCAAAUUUAGGUUGCAUUCAUUAU